Limanda limanda (common dab) is the source of this 2218-nucleotide messenger RNA. RefSeq names its product Src homology 2 domain containing E (gene she). Lineage: Eukaryota; Metazoa; Chordata; Actinopteri; Pleuronectiformes; Pleuronectidae. The transcript has 6 exons. Bases 447 to 1952 code for a protein of 501 amino acids. Gene Ontology annotation, molecular function: phosphotyrosine residue binding. The record is from RefSeq and is a predicted model, not a curated record.
UCUCCUCAAACUGGACGCACCAUCUCACUCUCCGGGAAUGGGAUCUUUACUGGGUUCAAAGAAAAACUUCCAGUUCUUUCGAGUUUACGCUCUGGAGAAGUUACUUUUCAAACUGCAGGGAUAGUUGUUACUGCAGGGUGUCCGCAGCAAAGAAGAGCCGCCGGCCAAUGAUCUCCAAGACGCACCAGGCGUUCUCUGACUGUCAGGGAGAGUUUCAGAUGCUGGGAAUCAGUGCAGCACCACAAAGGGGUCUCGAGUCCGUUUGAUUACGCAGAAAUCGUCGCAGUUUCAUUCCUAAGUUAAUGCGAGGCGUGCGUAAAAUACUUGUGCGUAAAGUUGGAGCUGUUGCGCACGUUCCAGUGUUAGUUAAAGUGGCGCAGCGCGUAUAAAAGACAGAUACUUUGCUUAAUAUCACAUCUGUGCGACGUGUUAACAACUUUGCAGUCAUGGCAAAAUGGUUCAGAGAUUUCCCCAUCAAUCUGAAGAACGGAAGCGAAAGGGUCCGCUCGGCUUCUGAAUCAGGUUCUCAACCUCGGACCAAACCUUCGUUUUCUCGAGACAGUUUGAAAGUUAAUCAAAGAAAGGAUGGAGGAGUUGGGGGGUUGUUAGCGGGGAGAAACAGGAAGAAUUCGGCUACGGAAUUGGGUCGUAACAACGCUGGGUCUGGUGGGACCGUCUGGGAGACUCUCACUUAUGGGAAAGGUCGCAAGAACUCCAAGAUCGAGGCCACGGGGACACCAGACGAGAACCGCCAGGUCAGGACCUCGAGUCUGGCGCAAGCGUACAUCAGCAGGAUGAUUAAAGUGGACAAACAAGACAAGACCCCCAAACUCAACGGGAUCAGUGAGAAGAAGCAGCCGGACAACGAGAAGAGGUCUGACAUCAAGACAACGCUGAUUAUCCUGGAGGACUACGCCGAUCCUUUCGAUGCAGAGAAAACCCGGGAGCAGAGGGAGGCUGAGAGAGCCGGAGAGAAUGAUGGGUACAUGGAGCCCUAUGACGCCCAGGUCAUCAUUACAGAGGUCCGCAGACGUGGCUCCAAAGACCUCUUGAAAGUCUGUGUCCUGCUGGACCGCGGCAACAGAGAGAGGAAGGGAGAAGAGGGGAAGCCCUCGCCUCCAAACAUCUACGACACGCCAUAUGAGGGCGGACUGGAGGGCGAGAGCGAGGGGGUGUGGAUCCCUGUCACACGGCCGGAGUCUGACGUCCGUCCCGCCGGAGAGUACGAACUGCCCUGGGAGUGGAGAAAGGAGGACAUUGUCAGAGCGCUGUCAGCUCAAUUCGAGGCCGUGGAUUGUUCUCCCACUAAAGAGAACAGUUCGGCCUCCAGCCGCCAGCAGCAGCAGCAGCAGCAGCAGCAGAUGCAGAUGCAGCAACAGCACACCCUGAGACAGAAGAACUGGAACCAUAAAACCCUCAUCUGCUCUUCUCCGUCCUCCUCCUCUUCUCCCACCUUCCCCUCCUCCCCUAUCCUCAAACUUUCCCCUUUCACACCCCCGUCUCCCUCCUUCCCCACCCUCAAACUCUCACCUUCAUCCAGCCCCAUUAAACCUUCACCUCCAUCCCCUACCUCCCUCUGUGCCCCACUGGAGGGGGAUGAAGCUAAAGUGGACCCCGGCCUGCCCCUGGAGAAGCAGAGCUGGUACCAUGGCAGUGUGAGUCGGCAGCAGGCUGAGGCUCAGCUGCAGCGCUCCAGGGAAGCCAGCUUCCUGGUCAGGGACAGCGAAUCAGGAACCAGCAAGUACUCCAUUGCUCUGAAGACCAGUCAGAGCUGUGUGCACAUCAUUGUAGCCCAGACCAAGAGCAGCAAGGGCCUGGGCUACACACUGAAUCAGAGUAGCUGCAUCUUCUCCAGCAUCCCCGAGCUGGUCCACCACUAUUGCACACACAGACUGCCUUUCACUGGAGCCGAGCACAUGACCCUGCAGCAACCUGUGCCCAGGCCGCACUGACCAUGCAUAAAAGGACAAACACACACACUGGAACACACGCAUACCAUGCACAGACACAAGCACAAGAACGUAUGACACAUUAAUGCACAACUUCACACAUAAUGCAUGUGUACACAUACAUGCAUACUCAAAGAUGUGCUGCUUUGGAUUAAGAAGUUUUAUUUAAGGUCUCCCAAGUGCUACCUAGUGGUCAAAAUUGGAUACUACAAUAAAUACGUAUCACAUUAUUAUUGUUUCCAAUCUGAAAUAAACCCACACGCACACAC